AUGUCCAAACCAUCCAACAUCGGGAAAUCAUCCUUCGGAAGGACAAUAAGCUUCAUAACGGACAUCAAACUCGCCGAGCUUGAGAAACAACGUCUCGCAUACCAGGCGCAUAUCAAGGUCAUAGACGACUCAAAAGCGUUGGCGGAAAAGGGGGACAUUCUUGGUCAAGUUAAGGUUCUUGCCAAAGCCGUUGAAUCUUGGACAGGAUCCGGUGCAGUCAGCAGACUUGACAGUAUUGGCGGCAAGCUCCAGCUCUCAGACCUUGAUUUUUGGAUCCACCAGGCAGAGAGGGAUCCUAGCUUCAAUCUCGACGUUGCACGAGGCUGGGCACGAACGCUCGAGGAACACAUGCACCACAACACCCUACGUUUUAACGCUGCGAAGCUGUUUGGGAAUCUGUUUAAUGAGUGGAUAUCUAGCGGAGACUCUGCUGCUUUGACCUAUCAAUCCGGAGUGGAAGAGGAGACCUUUGACUCGGAUGCGAUGAGCUUUGUGGAUGUUGGGCGGACGGAUCUGCGUGCAGAGAAGGAGAAACUUGAGUCUGUCAUUUUCGAAGACUAUCCCAUCAACACCGACAAAUUGCAUGAUUACUUGGAAGGGCUAUUUGAUUCGGCGGAGGGAGCAGCUGCAUUGGAGAGGUUGAGGAACAAUUUUGCCAAUUUUGGAUACGCUCUGCAAAGAAAGCCCAUCACAACCGCGGAUGUGGGCUAUGCUAUUCAAGGCUUGUUGUCAUCUGGAUUGAUGGACGAGGAAAAUAGAGACGUGCUGAAGGCGUUCAAGGGGAAUGGUACAGUGAUGAAGGAGUUGGCCAGCGUCCUCAACAUGCGGCUGAGCAAUCUAGGCUCCUGGUGCUGGCCAAAGGAGCCGAUGGUCGUUGAGUUUCGCCGUCACCUUCAUGGAAAAUAUCGGGGUUUCACUGACCCAGAGAUUAUCGACGCACUGUUCCUUCAGCAUAUAGCAGUGGCAUGGCAAGUCGAGAUGAAGAUACGAUUAUUCGAUGUCUUUGACAGUAAAGCUUGGGCGCGUCCUGGUCAACCAACACCUGCGAAUUCAAAACGUUGGUCUAUGCAACUACAGGACGGGGACGGGUCGUUUUCCAUCAAUAGCGCAAGGGACGAUAAUCGGAGACAAUACUUCUUCCUCAAUCGGUUGCAGGACGAAGUGAGCAUCCCAUCGAGCUACGAUGACUUGGUGGAUGCACCUGAAGGUGAUGAAGAAGGCGAAAACAUGGCCUCACCUGCAACAGUUAAGCGCAAGCUACUACAUGUCAUGACCACAGAUUGCUACUUGAACAAAACUCUGCACGGUAGUCACUGUAUGGUCCGUUCAGAUUUGGAGUGGUUUGGACCUUCUCUGCCGCACGACACAAUAUUCACCGUGCUCGAGUUCUUAGGCUUCCCUACACCCUGGCUCAAUUUCUUCCGUGCUUUCCUAGCCACGCCGCUGCGAUUUCCAGAAGAUACCCAGUCUCGCAUCCGCAAACGCGGUACGCCAAUUGCGUAUGCCAUGAGUGUUGUUUUUGGAGAGGCAGUCCUUUUUGUCAUGGAUUUGGCGGUCACUCAGAGGGCUGGAGGCCUGCACCUGUACAGAAUGCACGACGACCUCUGGAUAUGGGAUUCGGAUGCGAAGAAGGUGGCUGACGGGUGGGCAGAGAUGAACACGUAUGCCGAUCUUGCUGGGCUCAAAUUCAACAAGAAGAAAACUGGUUCCACCUUCGUGGGGACACUGACGGAUGACCACGUUAGGCUACCUGAAGGGGAUGUCCGCUGGGGUUUCCUAAAAUUUGACCCAAAUGCUGGUCGAUUUGUUAUCGAUCAGGAGGAUGUUAACCGUCAUAUCGCCGAGACGAAACGCCAGCUUGCGGGUUCGAAAUCCGUAUUCGGUUGGAUCAAUGCCUACAACAAAUAUGUCGCCUCAUUCUUGAGAAAUUUUGGAGGUAUUCCUGCAAAUUGUUUUACCGAUGCGCACAUCAACGAUUUGAUCGAAACCAUGGGUCGUAUUCAGACGGAACUAUUUCCAAAAUACGAGGGUACCGAUGGAGGAGCGGUUGGAUAUCUGAAGAAAACCAUUGAAGACCGCUUUGACAUUAAAGACAUGCCUGAUGGGUAUUUCUAUUUCCCCAUUGCGAGAGGUGGACUGGGGCUGCGUAACGUGGCACUGGAUGUCUUAGGUUUGGAGAAGUUUGGGCGACCUCUGGCAUCAAACGGAAAGACCAACACGUUACCCGAAGAUUUGUUCAAAAAACAAGCUGAGGGUGAUAGGAGCGAAUACGAGGCUAGCAAAGAAAGGCGGGACUCAAGGGUCGGUCCUACAAAGGUCGCAUUUAUGUCAUUUGACGAGUAUACGUCUUUGAGGGAAUCUUGGUUAUCCAGAUGGGGUGAGACGUACAGGGAGAUGCUAUGCUCUCCUAAUCCAAGACGCAUAACCCUUAUGCCAAAGAUUAGGGAGGCCAUGCGGGACAACUCCAGGGACUCAGAAUGGGAUUCGAUAGAUUGGUACGAGAAAUGGAUUCUUAGCGUGUAUGGAGGCGCCAUCAUCGAUAGUUUUGGUGGUCUGGAGGUGGUGGAUCACGAUUUGAUUCCUAUUGGGAUGGUUGAAUUAUUCCGAACAUCGAGGAUGAGUUUAGAGCAAUAG
Molecule: messenger RNA, 2634 nt
Organism: Psilocybe cubensis
Lineage: Eukaryota; Fungi; Basidiomycota; Agaricomycetes; Agaricales; Agrocybaceae
Exons: 2
Coding region: 1-2634 (877 amino acids)
Source: RefSeq, a predicted model, not a curated record